Molecule: messenger RNA, 4239 nt
Organism: Larimichthys crocea (large yellow croaker)
Lineage: Eukaryota; Metazoa; Chordata; Actinopteri; Sciaenidae
Gene: slc35d3
Product: solute carrier family 35 member D3
Exons: 4
Coding region: 525-1844 (439 amino acids)
Source: RefSeq, a predicted model, not a curated record
UCGCUGCGGCAGAAUGUCACAUUUCUCCGGCAGCUCUCGGAGGAAGACCUCCGCCCUGUGGAACAUCUGCUGCGCUUCUCCUUCUUCUUCUUCUCCUUCUUCUCCUUCUCCUUCUCCUUCUUCUUCUUCUUCUUCUUUGGUUUGUUUUGUGUUUUUUGGAGCUGAGUGGAAACUAAAGAUGAAGUGACUCAGUGGAGGAUCAGAGGAGCUCCUCUCUCCUCCUCUCCUCCUCCUCUCCUCCUCUCCUUUCUUCACUUGUUUCCUCCUCUCCUCCUCCUGGAUGCAGACUCUCCUUCCUCCACUCACCGUGGGCUCCUCACAGCCUCACGUGCUCCUCUUCCUCCUCCCGUGUCUCCGUCAGGUCUGUGCGUAAAGUCCAAACCGUGCCCAGCACCAGCAGCAGCACCAGGACCAGGACCAGCACCAGCAGCAGGACCAGCACCAGGACCAGCACCGAGCCUUCCCCUCUCCACGCCGGGCUGUGAGAGAGUUCCCCCCGGCUGUCCCCUCUCUGUGUCGCCGUCAUGGACGUGUUCCGGAGCCGCCUGUUGGGGAUCUCCGUGGCCGUGGCGCACGGCGUGUUCUCCGGCUCUCUCAACAUCCUGCUCAAGUUCCUCAUCUCCAACUAUCACUUCAGCUUCCUGACGCUCAUCCAGCUGCUGACCAGCAGCACCGCGGCGCUCACGCUGGAGACCCUGAGGCGGCUGGGCAAGAUCCAGAUCCCCCCGUUCAGCCUGCAGCUGUGCAAGGAGUUCGGCUCGGUGUGCAUCCUCUCCACGCUGCAGUCCACCCUCACGCUCUGGUCUCUUCGUGGCCUCAGCCUGCCGAUGUACGUCGUGUUCAAGCGCUGCCUGCCGCUCUUCACGCUCAGCAUCGGCGUGUGCAUCCUGAGGAACGGCGUGCCGUCCGUCGGCGUGGUGAUCGCCGUGAUCAUCACCACCGGAGGAGCUGCACUCGCUGGUGCUGGUGAUCUCACCGGCGAUCCCUUCGGUUACAUCACCGGUGUGUUGGCAGUCAUCGUCCACGCCUCCUACCUGGUCCUGAUCCAGAAAACCAGUCUGGACAGUGAGUACGGACCACUCACAGCGCAGUAUGCCAUCGCCAUCAUGGCCUCCCCGGUGCUCCUCGUGUGCUCCCUCAUCUCCAUGGACACCAUCAACAUGUGGACGUACGAGGGCUGGAAGGACCCCCACAUCACAGUCAUCUUCGUCUUCUGCGUCUUCAUUGGCUGCGCCAUGAACUUCACCACGCUGCACUGCACCUACAUCAACUCCGCCGUCACCACCAGCUUCGUCGGCGUGGUCAAGAGCAUCGCCACCAUCACCGUUGGCAUGUUGGCGUUCAAUGACGUUGCGCCGACUAGGUUGUUCAUCGGCGGCGUGGUGGUCAACACCAUCGGCUCCAUCACCUACUGUGUGGUCAAAUACUUUGAGACGAAGAAGAAGAGCUUGUACGAGGACCUGGAAGAGGCCGGGAAGGACGGCACGCCACCUGGUGAACCGUACCAAGAGAAACCGCCGCUGAACGGCGACGGACCUGCUGCGGACCCAGGAAAUCCGGAGAUGGAGGGAGUGUUGAGCGGUGACGGGAAGGAGGAGGCAGCGCUGGAUGGCAUGGCUAAUGGAGUGGUGUGGACAGGAGACGGAGAGACGGGCGUGAAUUCCCGCGUCAUGACGGAAAAGGAGGUGCAGGAGAUGCAGAGGGAGCACCUACAAAAGGAGAACACCGUCACCUCUGGUCCAUCAGCUAGUGACAGCUAUGUCGGGGUGUGGAGGUCCAUCAGACAUCUGCAGUUUAUGAAGAAAGAGCCUUUGAUUGAUAACAUGGAGCAGCAGAGUCCAUGAGGGCUCUGAGACCUGGACAGACUCUAGAAAUGAAAACUGAGUAAUCAGAGGAAAGAAAAGAGACGGGCAGAAUAAAAGACAGUCCAUGACGUCGAUGAUGAAACGAACAUGGACGGAGCUGCCCCGUCACUGAUAACUUCUGCCUCUUUGCGGCGUCUUGCGGGGAUCGCGGUGUUGCAUGAUUCGCUUUGGAUUGCGUCCCCGCUGAUUAGCCAGCUAGCCAAAAAAAAAAAAAAAGCAGGUCUUGUAGGAAACUCAGAAAUCACUUUGAAUCAGGGAGCGGCCGGAAGUUUCUGUUUGGUUGUGUGAACCUGGGUGAAUUGUUGUUUCUGAUCGGCUGUGAAUUAAAACCUUUAAACACUAAUGCGAACUAAUCUCCGGCUACGUUUACACGGGUCUGGUUUUGUACCUGCAGCUCGACGGUCUCGCCGGUUUACUGCUGCUUCAUCAGCGACUAACGUAUGAAUUCAUGUGGCGUCAUGUUGUAUUUUGUUGUUCCUGUUUUCUCCCUGCACAGUUUAUUCAUCAUCGUACAGUUACAGCUGACUCCACCUGUACGACGUCUUCAAAGAGGUGGUAACAGAUAACUAGCCAGUCAAUCAAAGUAGCUGUCCAACCUGGUUUAUGGUCAGUUAGUUAACUUCCAUCGACUCUACGAACCACGACUACAGCAUAACGUAGUUUCAGUUUCAUGUGCCAACGUUUGAGAUCUCUGAACACCGUCACCGACGCCGCCUCAUUGUGUUCUAUGUGGAUUUCCUCUCUUGCUCCUGUUCAUCACAGGCAGCUCGGCUCUGUCUAAUUAAAGGUCAAAAACACACUUGAACUGAAGCUCGUCACAUCUUUACGUAUCUCGUUGUAUCUUUAGCUUCAGAGAGUUCCCGGCUAAUAUUUGAUAGACACGGUUUGAAAGUCGGUCGUGUAUCCGAGCUGAAUUUGUCGUCUUGAUUUCUGUGUUGAGCUGUAGACAAGAAACACUCGUCUCCUCUCCAUCAAACAUCGUUUCUGCAUCGUCUCUCUUUAAGCUACAGGCGUCUUGGAUCGUGUGCAGAGAAAAAGCUGCCAGCCGGUGAUGUUGAUUAUUAUCGAUUUCUUCUUCUCACACUCCCCAAACUUCAUUUAACGCUACAAAAGAUCUGAUGCCGCCUCGAGCUGCAGCAAACAGGGUGCCGGCUGCUUCAGACGUUCUUCUGACCAUUUUACUAAAGACGUGAAUAUCUUUGUUAAAGCAUGACGUGACGUGUGACUUGUUUGUUUGGUGUUUUUUGGGUGAUGAUGAGUCAGUGGGCACCGCCAUGAUAAACUGUUGGUAUGUGAUGUGUAACCGUCAACAUGGAUCAUGACCAAACUUGUAAAACUGAAUCCACUUUUUGUAAAUGUGAUCCAAGAUGCCAAAAGUGCAUGAAUGUAUUUGUCAAGUUUCAUGAGGCAGCUGACAUAAACUCUUUACAGACGCUCGUUUCUUGAAUAAUUUGAGCCGGAUCAGUUUAUUGUAGGUCACAUCUGUAAAAUCGAGAAAAUUAAGAUUUAUUUCACACUUCCACAACUUCCCAAUAAUUUCCUUUAAUGUUUCCUGGAAAUAACCAUUUUAAUUUGAUACCAAUUAUCAGGAAAACCGAGAGUUCAAUUCCAACGAAUUCAUUCUAAUUAAUUAAUCUUCUUUCACAGCAGUUCAGCUGAACAUGGAACCAUGUUUAAAUUAAAGACACACUGCACUCAGUGAAGUAACGGUGCUAACUGGAACCAAAAAUGGUUCUUUGGAGUGAUACAAGAACGGUUCUUUAAAGAACUCUUAAAGGUUCUUUGAAGAACCUUUAAGAGUUCCAUGUUGAACAUGGUUCCUAAAGAACCUUGUUUUGCUAAAGUUCUUUGUGGACCCAACAGAUUUAGAGGUGAAGAACCCGUUUUUAAUGGUUCUGCUGAAAAUUUAAGAAGAUGAACCGAGUUCAGACUGUAAGAAGUCGACCUGUGGUCAAAGAACACGAGCUCGUCUUGAUAUUUAUUGGAUUUAUUUUAUUUGACUUUCUUUCAUUGAUUUGUUUCCACAAUCUUCAGAUAAUGAAAAUAAUUUCAUGGUGUUACCACCAAAUAAAUUCAAUAAAGAUGAAGAACCUUCACAGAACGUUUGUGAAGAUCUCCUAAAUAAAGAAGUGAACCAGAGAACCUUUUCAGAACCAUUAUUUUUCUGAGUUCAUGUAGUCUCCAUGAAUCAGUGAGCUGGGUUCAAACGGAGCUUCACUUCCUCCCAGGAAUCAUUCAUGAGAAUCGAAGUGUUGUGUUGGUCCGUUUGUCUUUGUCAGUGUUAUUGUCUUAUUUGAUCUGGAGUGAGUGUAACUCAGUUUCCAACUGAAAUGACUUGAGUCCAGUUCAGUUUGAAGAUGGAGGCAGCAUGUUG